AUGAAUAAUAACAUAAAAUCGUUAUUUUCUUGGAGAAAUUUAAUUUUAAGUGACAGUCAAUUAAAUGGAAUUUAUUUAAACAAAAUCAUGGGUUGUCGUCCUUCUCUUGGAAAAGCAAAGAUAAUGAGAAAGUCACAGGUCUCAGAUUUUACAAAAAUUUAUCCUGAACAGGAAAUAAUUUCAAAAGGCGUGAUUUAUACGUCAGUUAUACAAACAAGUACAAAAGACAAUCUUCAGGAAGAUGCAAGGCAUUCCACGGAAGAUACAUGCCCGAAUUCGCGAGUAUCGUCAAUUCAAGCAAAGAAUAAAAACAUUUAUGUUUCAAGAACUCCAGAAUCUGAAAUUAAAUUAGAUGAUAUGUAA
Molecule: messenger RNA, 363 nt
Organism: Blepharisma stoltei
Lineage: Eukaryota; Ciliophora; Heterotrichea; Heterotrichida; Blepharismidae
Source: the annotation of a GenBank genome assembly